CUUUUCGGGAACUCGCACCAAGUGGUCAGCCAAGUGGCGGCGACGCAACUCGGUCAAGCGGAACAGCAGCUUCCCAUCUCGUCGUGCGACGGUGUCGCCGCAGUCGCCAUCCGCUUCGCGCCCACCACCACCACUUGCAAUGUCACUGCGGGCCCUUGCAUCGAGCAGCGCGUCCGACAGCGACGACCACGCGGCGCGCACGCGCAUCAUCCUCCUCGUGGCCACGGGCGUCAUCCUGCUCAUCCUACUCGGCUACCUCCUCUGCCGCCGCCGCCGCGCCAAGACCACGGACGCGAGCUUCAACGAGGGCGAUCGGUACGCGAUUGAAGACUCGUCGGCGCUCAACACGCUGACCGCCUUUCCGCCGCUGGACCCGGCGAUAUUGCCGUUCAAGAUUGAGUUUGAGCGGCUGCUCUACACGCGCAAGCUCGCGAGCGGUGCGUUCGGCGAGGUCUGGCUCGGCCAGCUCGAUGGCACGUCGGUCGCGAUCAAGCAAAUCCUACCCGAACGGCGCCACGACCCGGUCGAGAUCAAGUGCUUCCUCGCCGAGAUUGGGCUCAUGGCGCCGCUGACGCACCCGAAUAUUUUGACGCUGGUCGGGUUUUCGUGGAGCCCCGAGUACAAUUUGUGCUUUGCGACCGAGUACUUGAAGCAUGGCGACCUCUUCAGCUGCCUCAACCGCCUCCACGACGCGUGGUCCUGGCCCAUCGAGCGCCUCCAGAUCGCACUCGGCGUCGCAAGAGGGCUCGUGUACCUCCACGCGCGGACGCCAAAGGUCAUCCACCGCGACCUCAAGAGCCGCAACAUCCUCCUCGACGAUCGCUUCCAAGCCAAGAUCACCGACUUUGGCGUCUCUCGGACGCGUGCAUUUGAGGAGACGAUGACCGCCGGCGUCGGGACCGCGCUCUGGGCCGCCCCCGAAGUGUUUCUCGGCCGGCGCUACGACGACAAGGCCGACGUCUACUCGUUUGGCAUUGUCCUCUCGGAGCUCGACACGGGCAACAUUCCGUUUGUCGACCACCCGGUGUUUGCGAAUGGGCGCAAGGUCGACCCGACCACGGUGCUCAAGCUCGUGACGAUGGAGCACGCGACGCCGUCGUUCUCCCCGUCGUGUCCCGCGGCCAUCGAGGCGCUCGCGAAGCGCUGCCUCUCGUUUGAGCCGAGCCAGCGACCGUCGGCCGACGACAUUGUCACCUACCUCGCGCACGCCGAGACCCACGUCUUUGCUUUUUAAGCGAUGCUAACUUAUAUCUUGAUCCGCUGCCGACUACACUACGCUGUUGUUGAAAUGAGUUAUCAACAUGCAAUUAUAUAGUGAAGAUGGUGGACUUCCUAGUG
Saprolegnia diclina VS20 is the source of this 1338-nucleotide messenger RNA. RefSeq names its product TKL protein kinase. The transcript has 3 exons. Gene Ontology annotation, molecular function: ATP binding; protein kinase activity. Lineage: Eukaryota; Oomycota; Saprolegniomycetes; Saprolegniales; Saprolegniaceae. The coding region runs from base 140 to 1234 and encodes 364 amino acids. The record is from RefSeq and is a predicted model, not a curated record. Gene Ontology annotation, biological process: protein phosphorylation.